This is a messenger RNA of Medioppia subpectinata, 1415 nucleotides long. Lineage: Eukaryota; Metazoa; Arthropoda; Arachnida; Sarcoptiformes; Oppiidae. The record is from the annotation of a GenBank genome assembly.
UAUUAUAAAAGUCACGGAAAAUAUAUUGAUUUAUUAUUUGUGAUUAAAUGGUUUGUCUUUUACUAUGUUUUGUUGGUUUAAGUUUUGCCGACUAUUUGUCAUUAGACGGGAAUGAAUGGAUUGCCACCAGUUUUAAUAAAUCAAUCAAAGUUGGGGCAAAAGUACCGGGAAGUAUAUACUCGGACCUCAGGAGAGCACAGGUUCUCAAACAGGACUUAUUGUAUGAGAAAAAUGAUGUCAAGUAUCGAUGGGUUGCUUACGAUAACUGGACAUAUGAGCGCACAUUCGCUGUGGAUUCAAAACUUUUGGACAAGAAAAAUGUCAAUUUAUUGGCCAAUGGUAUCGACACAGUUAGCAGUGUUUAUGUUAACGACCAAUUGAUCGGCAAAACAGACAAUCAAUACAUUAGAUAUGUCUGGGAUGUGAAGAAAGUGUUAAAAUCGGGACAAAACUUAAUACGACUGGCCUUUCAAUCGGCGCCUCUUUAUGCCAAACAACAAUCGGAGGAUUUUCUACAAAAAUAUAAUUAUAAAGUCAUUCCGGAUUGUCCCGGACCUCAACAGUUUGGAGAGUGCCAUGCUCCUUUUAUUCGUAAAAUGCCCGCUUCAUUCAGUUGGGAUUGGGGCCCGGCGUUCCCAACACAGGGUAUUUGGAAACCCAUAGGAAUCGAGGCCUUCGAUAGUUUGGAGAUCAGAGAUAUCACUAUUGAAACAAUUCCCGACCCGAAGAAUGCCAGUCAAUGGACACUAACUGUCAACACAUUCGUAGAGUCGGCACCGAAUCAACAAAUUGAUGGCAUUUUUGACAUUAAAUUAGAUAAUAAUGUUUUGAUUAAUAAACAAAAACAAACGGUUAAAACCGAUGGUCAGGGAAAGGCUAAAGUGGUGUUUGUUAUCCCAAUCCGUGACAUCCAAAUCAUCACUUGGUAUCCAAACGGUGUUUCAGACAAUACACAGAAGUUAUAUCAACUCAAUGUCCAAAUAGAUGUCAAUAAAGAAGUUUCGACACAAACCAAGAAAAUUGGUUUCCGAACCAUAAAACUGAUCCAAAAUCCCGUGAAACCCGAAGGCCUCACCUUUUUCUUUGAAGUAAAUUCCCAGCCUUUCUAUGCGAAGGGAUCGAAUUGGGUCCCAACCAAUGUCCUGAUGGAAGACAUUACUCCCGAGUAUUUAAGACAUUUGUUAGGAUCAGCUAAACGUGCGAACAUGAAUAUGAUGAGAGUGUGGGGCGGAGGGGUGUAUGAGUCGGACUUGUUCUACGAGUUGGCCGACGAGUACGGGAUUAUGAUUUGGCAGGACUUCAUGUUUGCCUGUUCUCUAUAUCCGGCGCACAACGAGUUCUUGGAUUCAGUUAAAAAUGAAGUGAUCACUCAAGUCAGGCGUAUUCAACACCACCCAUCACUCGCCAUUUGGACA